Messenger RNA from Colossoma macropomum (tambaqui), 2963 nucleotides. RefSeq names its product TATA box binding protein (TBP)-associated factor, RNA polymerase I, A (gene taf1a). Bases 384 to 1721 code for a protein of 445 amino acids. The record is from RefSeq and is a predicted model, not a curated record. Gene Ontology annotation, biological process: transcription by RNA polymerase I. Gene Ontology annotation, cellular component: RNA polymerase I transcription regulator complex. Lineage: Eukaryota; Metazoa; Chordata; Actinopteri; Characiformes; Serrasalmidae. The transcript is spliced from 12 exons.
GAAGGACAGAAAUCGACAGUCUGGCCCGGAGAAGUCUUCUGCUGCUUUCCCUCGACAAAGGAGCACUAAUGAAAGAAGAAAACAUUUAGGAUGAAAUGAUUAUUUUUACAAGAAUGUGCACGCAGGUCGGUAGGUGGCAGUAUGUAUAACAGAUUGCAGGCAGCAAUUUUGUCGGGAGAGGAAGAAGGAGAAGAAGAAGAAGAAGAAAGAAGAAGAAAGAGAAGAAAGAAAGAAAGAGGCGGCGGCGAAGCGUAUUGGAAAUGUAAGCCGUACCCAUCGUUGUUUUUGCAGUUUGGCUAGUUUUAGGAGGAGCCUCGGGAAAAGAUCGUUUUUGUGUUAAACAUAAUGGAAGACGUCAAAUAACGUCUUAGAAACUGUAAGGUAUGGAUGAUAUCGAAGCGGAACUAAAUAUUUCAGGAUCAGACGUGAAUGACUCUUCGGAGGAUGAGAGAAUUUUGAGGAAGAUUAAGUCUCCCAGUUUGCCCAGUUUGGUACACGUGUCUCCCACUAAUGCACGGUCUAAAGAAAGUGGGUUUCAUAAGUCUACAAGGUUAUGUCUGAAGGCCAUUAGAGAUGCCAUGCUGCACCAUCGCUGGCAAGAUGCUGCACAUUAUUUAGCUGCUUACUCUCAAAUGCUGGAGGAAACGACAGCCCACAAGCAGUCUCUAGCCUGUGAGAUUAUUUGGAGACUAGGCACUGAGGUCCUUCAGCAUCAUCCAAAUUCCCGACUGGAAGAUUUCAAUGCUUUGUAUGAGCGGAUGAAAAACUCUGGAGUGAAAAAUUACGCAAAGAUAUGUUUGGAGCACUCUUUUCAUCUUCUGUUGAAUGGCAACUUUAAUGAUGCCAAACGUCAGCUGUCAGUAGCAGCGAGUUGGAGGUAUGGCAAGCAGUCUGCGAGUCAGUCUAUGGAGUUGAAGCUCAUCCACGCAUACUGCGGUUUUCUAGAUUACUUCAUCUGGUGCACAAAGAAGUCAUCUGGGACCAGCUCAGAUGCUAACACAAGCCGAGAGAUGCACAGCUACUUCCGACAAGCUUCAGUGACCCUGCAGGAAAUUAUCACACAGCCUGGAGUUUGGGACCCUUUUGUAUUGAGUUAUGUUGAUAUGCUAGAAUUCUACAAUGACCAGGAAGGAGCCCUAAAAGUACUGCAGAACUAUGCAUACAACAAGGAUUACCCAUCAAAUCCCAAUGCUCAUGUCUACCUGUACCAGUUUCUUAAGAGGCAUAAAGCACCACCAGCCAAACUUAUCAGUACUCUGAAGGUGCUGCACUGUUUAGUCCCCAGUCAUGAGCUGAUGCUGGAAUACUGCUCUCUGCUACUGAAGUCAGAAGUGGAGGAAGAUAUGCAGGACUGUCUUACUAUUGCUAUGAAUCUCCUUGACUAUCCCAGCUGGAAGUAUGAUCUGAAUGCAUGGAACUGUUUACUGAAGGUUAUGACGGUCCUCAAAAAAAACGGUCUCAAGCAUCUUAUAGACAAAGAAUGGGAAAAAAGGAGAGAUCUUUGGCUGACUAUGCAUUAUAGGAACUGCCAUGGCAAGAAGGAUUCUGAAGAGAAUGCAAAACUUUUGUUUGUCAAAGCCAAAGUGUCCAAAAUUUUUGGUGAACACAAGGCUACAAUAAAUUCACUUCUCAAGUUUUGGGGAUUUUCCACCAGGAAGACAGCGAAAAGAAAAGGAAAAGAAGAAAAAGGAUGUUUGUUUCAGCUCAUGAUUAAGUGUUAGUUACGUUUGCGACAUUUAACAGGAGUUAUAAAAUAUUGAUGAGUAUUUCCCAAUGGGAAGCUCAGAAACCUAGUAGCUGGUAUUUUUUGAUAUUCUGCAUUGUAUACAAUUGAUUUGGCCAGAAUAUGGCCACUAGAGUGUGCUCAUGUUUUAUAUGUAUUUUUUUUUCCACAGAAGUGGAUUCCAAAAAUGUAUGUGACAGAGAUUACACCACUUGUCUUAUUCAUUAAAACAAUGUUUAAAGUACUGCUGUUUUGUAAGGGCCCAUAAUUUAAGUGAACCAGACAAUGCUUGCAUUACUUUAAUAAAUCUGAAAGAACUGUAAUUUUCAACUUUGUGCUCCAAAAAUAUGCAAUUGAGCUCUUGAUUAAAUUUUGUAUGUACUGAUGUAUUUAGUCAACUUAAAUUCUACACAAAGAAUAGAAAACUUGUGAAUAAAUCUGCUCUAGUAAUAGCAUUUAUUAUUUUACCAUGGAUCAGUCAGUCAUUGCACCCGUACUAUCAGGGCAUCAUGUUGUGAUACCCCAGUGAUCAAGGAAAGUCUUGGCUGAAAUUAAACUGAUGCUGAAGUCAAGAUAUCUUUGCUAAAAUAGAACCUAGAUUUUUUAUGAUUAAUAGUCUUGAGAAUUUGGAAAGAACAAAAGAGUUUUAUUUGCUUUGCCCCUGAGGAGCUGUCAUGUUGUCAAUUCUCCCACUUUUGGGCCUCUGCUCCCUUUUAAUGACUCUACAUUACAGUGGACAUUUCACUUAAGUUUAAAACUGUCUAAUGUACUUGAAGGUCAAAAUAUGUCUUUUGUUGAUAAGAGGUUAGCAUCUAUGAUGUGGGUCCUAAACAAUCAAAUAUUAGCUGUGGACAAAUAUCAAUAUCAGAUGUAUGCUGUGUGUACUCAUUUAAAGAUGGUAAUUUUUUCAGAAAUGGUAAUGAGAAAUUUCAUUCUUGCCACUGUUUUGUCUUUGUGUGUGGCAUUAUCAUGGAAUUGCACCAGUUGUGGUUUAUUCAGCCACAUUUUAAUAAACGUGUGCGGAGUGUGCUGUGUGCAAUGGGGGUGGAUAUCAAUGAAGAGCUUGUAAUGGCAUAAACCUUUGAGAUUAACACUACAUGCAUAUUUACAAAUGGUUUGCUACUGUGGGAAUGCCAGCCUCUGUUCAUAGGGAGAAUUCGGUGAUCAUGUAUUUGGUAGGGUUUUUACUAGUGAUAGUUGUUGUCUAGCACUAUUAAAAUAUCCCAAAUAUAAAUAUGAA